Molecule: messenger RNA, 1974 nt
Organism: Scheffersomyces coipomensis
Lineage: Eukaryota; Fungi; Ascomycota; Pichiomycetes; Serinales; Debaryomycetaceae
Gene: IRS4
Product: Irs4p
Exons: 1
Coding region: 1-1974 (657 amino acids)
Molecular function (GO): calcium ion binding; protein binding
Source: RefSeq, a predicted model, not a curated record
AUGUCAGGGACUACAGCAGCAAGUCAUGCUGCUGCAUUGGCGGCUUUUAAAGCAAGUAGCAAUAAAGACCCACCCAAGAAACCAAAUACAAUGGCAUCAUUGUCAGCAGCAACGUCAAUGUUGGGACAUUCACAACCACAACAACCAAGUGUCCUACGAACCACAUCUCGAAAUGCAAGAGGUUCGAUACCCAAAUUAACUAUUCCAGAUAUAAAUCCUCAAAAGGUUUUGAGGUCUCCAUUGACACUGCCAAGAACUCCAGAAUAUGUACAAAAGUCACGAAUGGGGUCAGUGGAUACUCAAAGUUCAUCAGAUAUAGAGUCAUUAAACUCCUCAUUUGAUUAUUUUUCAUUACCCAAGAGUAGUAGCAGUCGUAAAGAAAAGGUCAACAAUGUCAAACCUCAAGAUAUGAUAAAUAAUGUUAAAAGGUCAAUAGAGGAAAGAUCAACAGCAAAGGAUGCUAGUCAAAGAAGAAUUUCAGCCAUAUAUGAACCUAAAGCAAUGAUAAAGAAUGUUAAAGAUGCCAUUAGUGCCAAAUCUACAAAGAACCCUCUUAUUAGUUCACCUUCAUCUGAUAGUGUUUACAAACACAAUUCUGCCAUUCAUGAAGUUAGAGAAAGAAUAGAACUGAAACGGAUAUCAACUCCGGUUUUAAAGGAUGACUCAAUGGAUGCUGCAAGAACUACUUAUGGAUCUCCUAUUUAUCAGGAAGAUUGGAAUAAUUCUUCCGCUUCAGUAUCGACUUCAGUUCUGGACUUGGAAAUUCAAGACUCUACUCCUAUAGUAGAGUCUGACAACGCAGAUAGUACACUUGAGAACGAGACCAUUCAUAAAGAAGAAACUCUACAACAACCACAACAACCUCCUAUUAUGAUACCGCCGUCACCAAGUGCUUUUGCAAGAACUUUGGCUGUAGGUAGUGUGGACAGUUUGAGCAAUUCAUUGCCCUCACCAAGAUUGAUUGCGGUCAAUUCUCAAAAUACAGAUAUAGGGUCAGUUGAAGAAGUAAAUAAACCUAAAUUAAAAAGAAAACCACCACCAGGAAUCUCAGUUGAUGAUUUAGCUCCAACAAGUUCAUAUAAUGAUAAUGAAUCGGAAAAUGUUUACUCAAAUCCUUCAUCUACAACACUGUAUAAUGUUAUGUAUAACGUUAGUUCUUCAGAUUGGACUGAUGGAGAAAGCUAUCAUGUUGAAACACCAGGUCGAGAAGGUAUUUAUUCAAAUACUAGUGCUCGUACGCCUAUAGAACAACCAAGGCCAUCUACAAAUACGGUAUACAAAAUGGUGGCCAAUGAUAGUAGAGUUACUAUUGGAGAUCUGGGGGCUGAAUCUGAUUAUGAUUAUGGAAAGUUGUCACAUCAAAAUCAACCUGUGAGAAUGAAAUCAACCAUGAGAAAAAGAGAUAAGAGAAAGGAUAGAAAGCUUAUUUUUAAUGAAAACAAGCCAUGGAAGAAUCAUCAGGCUUUAACCAUAAUCACAGAUCAAGAAAGAAAGCGAUAUGAAGGUUUAUGGGCUAGUAAUAGAGGGAGUUAUAUGAAUGCUGUUGUUACACCUAUGGUUGGAAUAAAUCCCACUGAUAUUAAAUCAUCUGAAUCUAAAGAUGAUUCAAUUAUUGCAAGUGGUGCAAUUUCAUUAACUGCGGCUAGACUUUCAUCGAAGCUGGAUUCCUUGAGUACUACGGAAGAUUUACAUGGAUUAGAAGUAUCUGAUCCAAAUCAACUUAUCCAUGGAUUAGUAGUAAAGAGAAUUUGGAGUCGAUCUAGAUUACCUGAUGAAACCUUAAAGGAAAUAUGGGAUUUAGUUGAUUUUAGAAAAGAUGGUACAUUAAACAAGCCAGAAUUUUUAGUUGGUAUGUGGUUAGUUGAUCAGUGUUUAUAUGGUAGAAAGCUUCCUAAAAGAGUCGAAGAUCUCGUAUGGGAAAGUUUGGGUAAUAUCGGUAUUAAUGUAGUAAUUAAAAGAAAAGGUAAGCGAUAA